This is a messenger RNA of Oldenlandia corymbosa var. corymbosa, 885 nucleotides long. NCBI's taxonomy places the organism in Eukaryota, Viridiplantae, Streptophyta, Magnoliopsida, Gentianales, Rubiaceae. The record is from the annotation of a GenBank genome assembly.
AUGGCCGCUGUGAGUUCAGUGUCAACAUUUUCUGGAAUAAAGCAGUCGUUCGAUGGUUCCAGGAAAAUUUCAGCUCGAAAUUUGUCUUCAAAUUUUGAAACUUUUAAGUUUCGUUUGAGCAUCAAUGGCUUGGAUUCCCUUACUGUUAAUAGCUCUAAUAAAGCUCGUUGCUUUGCUGUCCAUUGCAUGUCUACUACUACAGAUGUGCCAACAGUAGCAGAAACGAAGCUAAAUUUCCUAAAGGCAUAUAACCGACCUAUUCCUAGUAUCUACAACACUGUGUUGCUUGAGUUGCUUGUCCAACAGCAUCUAAUGAGGUACAAGAGAACGUAUCAGUACGAUGCUGUCUUUGCUCUGGGAUUCGUGACUGUCUAUGAUCGCUUGAUGGAAGGGUACCCAAGUGACGAUGAUCGUGAAGCAAUUUUCCAAGCAUAUAUAAAGGCUCUAAAGGAAGACCCUGAAAAGUCCGAUGCCCAAAAAUUAGAAGAGUGGGCUCGUGCUCAAAAUUCUGCAACUUUAGUUGAUUUUUCAUCAAAGGAAGGUGAAGUUGAAGCUAUAUUAAAAGAUAUUGCAGAGAGAGCAGGAAGCAAGGAAACUUUCAGUUACAGUCGAUUCUUUGCUAUUGGUCUCUUUCGUCUUCUUGAGUUGGCGAAUGCUACAGAACCCACUGUUCUAGAAAAGCUAUGUGCUGCGCUUAACGUAAACAAGAAAAGUGUGGAUCGGGACCUUGAUGUAUAUCGCAACUUGCUCUCUAAGCUUGUUCAAGCUAAAGAACUCUUGAAGGAGUAUGUAGACAGGGAAAAGAAAAAAAGAGAAGAGAGGGUGGUUGAAUCUCAGAAGGCCAGCGAAGCUGUACAGAAUUGUCUUGUAGAAAGUAAUUUCUAG